AUGCCAUCUUUCCCCUCUCUUUCUCGUUCUCUUUGGUGGUGGUGUGGGAAGUUUUGUGUCGCUUUUGGAGACCGGCGAAGGGUAAGCACUGUGGGCGGAGACACAUGUGGCCAUCCUGAAUCUAGAAGAGAAUCGGAUGGAUACUGGAAGUGUUGAGAGUAGGGCAGCUACCGGAAGUACUCGAGUAUAUGGGCCAAACGAGGGGAAACUGGCCGAAAGGGGUCUUAUGGUGUUAGAGGUGGUGAAGGAGGCAUGGGGCGGGUUUGAUGAUACUCGUAGAGGCUAUGUAGUGCAGGAAGCUUAAGUGUGGGAUUGGUUAUUGGGAGAGGAAGGAGAGAGAGUUGACAAUUAUGAAAAACACACAAUUCCAUUACAAGCGUGAAACAGAA
This is a messenger RNA of Tuber melanosporum (Perigord truffle), 389 nucleotides long. RefSeq lists its product as uncharacterized. The record is from RefSeq and is a predicted model, not a curated record. Lineage: Eukaryota; Fungi; Ascomycota; Pezizomycetes; Pezizales; Tuberaceae. Bases 1 to 156 code for a protein of 51 amino acids. The transcript has a single exon.